GCACUAACAAUAACACACGUGCAGACGAAACGAAAACUGAUAAGCGCGCGCGGUGAAAUUGAAGUUGUUUUAAACGUUAUUUACUUCUUAAUUGGUGGUAAUCCAAUUUGUACAACAACAUAGAACACCUCCUCUAUGGACAGCACAUUAAUUUGCGUCAUCGGUAGCAGCGUGGAACUUGCCGACCAAUCAGAGAGACUUGCAGCAUGUCGUCAUCAGCGUACGCGUUUCCCGAUACCCACUUCCCAAGCCAAACUCUUCCAAACAGACAAACACAGCUACCCGAUGGGUACGGAUGCUACCAUGCCGCCGACUUAGACACAGACAACAGACAAGGAAUGCAAGGAGAGCUGAGGUUUAGAUUCCAGUAUCGCCAUGGCAACGAGGGAAUGACAUUGGUAGCAAAUGAACCCACCCUGCCGCUCCUGCAACCACAGGAAUGUUGCCAGAUUCCCCUUCCUGGCAUGCAAGACCUGACAAGAGUGUCUACAAUUUAUAAUACUAGACAGAUCCAAGACAGGGCAGUUGACCAGGCUUACUAUUUCUAUGAGAACUUUCCAGAUUUGGUGUGGGGUUCUGCUCUGGAUUUCCUGAAAGAUUCUUACAUCGAUUAUGAACCCAGAAAAAGACGCAAGUCUAAAAAACGCAGAGUUGACGACGCCACCAGAAAUCUGUUUGAAGUGAGAACGGAAGAUAAACUUUCCCAACUGCAUGAGAUGCUGGAGCCUGUAUUAUAUGACAUCAAUCCUAAUAUGCUGCUCAGAUUACUCAAAGAAGACGUCAACGAAAACAUCCACAAAUUGUAUGUGGAUCAAGAUUUCUACGGUGGAUGUCUUGCCUACCAGUCGCUGCCAGCGUCCUCUGUACAUGAAGGGUUGAUAUUCUAUCCUACUGGUCCGACGUUAGAAGUACUGAACAUACGAACUGUACCGCAUCAAGGUGUGCCAAUAUACUCAAUGAAAUCUUCUCCCUGUCGUCAGUUUAAGUUGGUAUCGCCUCUGAGACAGAUAGAAACCGUCAGCGUGCCGUACAGAGGUGCUGUUGUCGCUGGCUUACGGAGCGAUUACUACUUUUGCCUCAUGAAAGUCACAACUACUAAAAACAAGAUCAAAGCACGGGUCUCCAACUUCAUUCACAGCCAGCAGAAAAUCGCAUCAGUUGCUGUCAGCCCAUUUAUACACGGAGAGUGUCUACUCGGGCUAGAUACAGGUGCCAUCCAACUCGUCAGCCCUGAGAAAGGGUUAACAUGUGUCCGAGCCAUGCCAGCACUUGAGGAGCAGUCUACUUGUAGAUGUCAUUAUGGUGGCCAUCCACGAUGUAUCGUAGUUCAACAGAAGAAACAUAUUGACUUAGUAGACUUUCGGGCUCCAGAAGAUAGUGGCAGUUCUUGUCUUUUAUCCAUCCCAUCUGAGAAUCUGCCUGAACACCAGGAGGUCUUUGUUGCUAAGCAACACCCUAGCAACCACUUUUACCACUUGGUAGCAACACAGGACUUGUUGCUACUUUUAGAUGAGAGAUAUCCAAAGUAUAACGUUCUACAGUGGUGUCAUAUGUUGAAUGCGCCUCCUAAUUUCAUGGAUAUUAUUCCUCAAGCUGUGACCUCAGAUGACCUUACAAGUGACCCGACCUCAAAUGACCUGACCUCAGAUCUUAUUGUUCUUGCCAGUCAGUGCUCGAGAGAAGUUCAUUGCUUUCAAUGCAGUGAGUUGAAUGGAUGUACCCCAGUGUCGACUUCCCAGCCCUGGAAAAUAGCGAGCACAGAUGGAUGGUUCGACAUGCUACCAGAAUACCCACCAGUCGACCUUGACCCAGUGAGGUCACGACUUGAGAGGCCUCUGAUUGGUGUGAGUGGCGCGAAGAGGACCUCCUGUGCCGGAUGUGAACCUGGAGUCACUGUAUUUCAGUUGAGCACAGCCGGAGAUCUGUUCUUCCAAACCUACUCCCAGAAAUCCUGUACUGAUGACAGACAAGACAAGACGUUAUCCCGCGGGCCGGGGUGUCCCAACGUCCAGCUCGGCCAAGAGUCAUUGACUAACUGCAAGGCAUGGAUAGAGGGCGUGCUUCGUCAGUCUGUACAGGAGCCUGAGCCGUUGGGUUUCAAGACGGUUGACAGAGAGAUUGCAAGAAAUGUUUUCAAAUCCAUGACAUUUCCUGAAGCUAUUCCAAGCAAAGACUGUACACUCUGCAAAACACCCGAGUCCUGGCCACUAGAUGACCAGUCCACUGACCGUUCACAGCCCACUGAUCGCUCCCUGCCCUGCCCAGCCUGUGGGGUCGAGAUAGUGGAUAGCGCAGAGUUUCAGGACUGCUUGGAAGCCGGAGAGAAGAUCAUCUUCAGAAGGAGAGGGAUCGAUGAGGAGGGAGAGGAGGCGGUGCUGCCUGGGAAGAUCGACCCUAAGAUGUAUCCCGAUGAGAUGAGCAAGACCUUGCAUCGGUUAUGGCUCCGUGGAUACGACGGUGAUGAUGAUGAUGAUGAUGAUAGUGACAAGGAUGUAAACCAGGAAGCAGACGUUGUCCCCAAGCACCCUCACAGAACACACCAACCCUCAAAAACAUCGCAAGUCUCCGCCCCUAAACGACAGAAAUCUGCAGAUGCUACAUCCCAGGAUGCACCCGACGGACGUACUGCAGCUAGCCAAAGCCUGGACACGACUGACCAGCAGAGGGCAGCAGACUUGCAGAGAAUACGCAGCGCUAGGCUGUCAAAGUUGAACUGGAAGGUCAAAUUUAAGAGAGGCGCUAUGGGUUUUUAAGUUUCAAGUUUCAUUGGAAAUUUUAUUUCAAAGUGAACAACACAGAAAGCAAUACAACAAUUCAAAUUUCAAUUUCGUUUCUCAUUUGGCAAAUAUUACAAAUUUAAUUAAAUUAUUUAAUUAAAACUGUUUUCAUUUAAAGGAAUUGUCAGGGAAAGAGUGA
This is a messenger RNA of Patiria miniata (bat star), 2916 nucleotides long. Its product is annotated as TATA box-binding protein-associated factor, RNA polymerase I, subunit C-like. Gene Ontology annotation, molecular function: RNA polymerase I core promoter sequence-specific DNA binding. Gene Ontology annotation, cellular component: fibrillar center. NCBI's taxonomy places the organism in Eukaryota, Metazoa, Echinodermata, Asteroidea, Valvatida, Asterinidae. Gene Ontology annotation, biological process: transcription by RNA polymerase I. The record is from RefSeq and is a predicted model, not a curated record. The transcript has 17 exons. The coding region runs from base 207 to 2753 and encodes 848 amino acids.